Molecule: messenger RNA, 1754 nt
Organism: Nyctereutes procyonoides (raccoon dog)
Lineage: Eukaryota; Metazoa; Chordata; Mammalia; Carnivora; Canidae
Gene: MATK
Product: megakaryocyte-associated tyrosine kinase
Exons: 13
Coding region: 166-1566 (466 amino acids)
Biological process (GO): protein phosphorylation
Molecular function (GO): protein tyrosine kinase activity; ATP binding; protein binding
Source: RefSeq, a predicted model, not a curated record
GGAGCAACUUGUUCCAAGUUGUGCAGCCGGGGCUGCCUGGGGGUGCGCAGCCGGCGCGCGGGGGCCCUCCUGGGUGUGGGCGCGGGGCGCGGCCCGGGGGCGCCCCCUGAGCAGGUGAGCCCUCACUUCCUCCGUGCCUGGCACCCCACGCGCAUCUCAGCCAGGAUGCCAACGAGGCGCUGGGCCCCAGGCACCCAAUGCAUCACCAAGUGUGAGCACACACGCCCCAAGCCGGGAGAGCUGGCCUUCCGCAAGGGCGACGUGGUCACCAUCCUGGAGGCCUGUGAGAGCAAGAGCUGGUACCGCGCGAAGCACCACGCCAGCGGCCAGGAGGGUCUGCUGGCGGCGGGGGCCCUGCGGGAGCGAGAGGCCUUGUCGGCCGACCCCAAGCUCAGCCUCAUGCCGUGGUUCCACGGCAAGAUCUCCGGGCAGGAGGCUGUGCAGCAGCUGCAGCCGCCUGAGGACGGGCUGUUCCUGGUGCGCGAGUCAGCGCGGCACCCUGGCGACUACGUGCUGUGCGUGAGCUUCGGCCGUGAUGUCAUCCACUACCGCGUGCUGCACCGCGACGGCCACCUGACCAUCGACGAGGCCGUCUGCUUCUGCAACCUCAUGGACAUGGUGGAGCACUACAGCAAGGACAAGGGAGCCAUCUGCACGAAGCUGGUGAAGCCCAAGAGGAAGCAGGGCACCAGGUCCGCAGAGGAGGAGCUGGCCAAAGCCGGCUGGUUACUGAACCUGCAGCAUCUGACGCUGGGCGCGCGGAUAGGAGAGGGUGAGUUUGGAGCGGUCCUCCAGGGCGAGUACUUGGGGCAGAAGGUGGCCGUGAAGAACAUUAAGUGUGAUGUGACGGCCCAGGCCUUCCUGGACGAGACGGCGGUCAUGACGAAGAUGCAGCAUAAGAACCUGGUGCGUCUGCUGGGCGUCAUCCUGCACCAGGGGCUCUACAUCGUCAUGGAGCACGUGAGCAAGGGCAACCUGGUGAACUUUCUGCGGACACGAGGCCGGGCCCUUGUGAGCACCUCCCAGCUCCUGCAGUUUUCCCUGCACGUCGCUGAGGGCAUGGAGUACCUGGAGAGCAAGAAGCUGGUGCAUCGAGACCUUGCCGCGCGCAACAUCCUCGUUUCCGAGGACCUGGUGGCCAAGGUCAGUGACUUCGGUCUGGCCAAAGCCGAGCGGAAGGGGCUGGACUCAAGCCGGCUGCCGGUCAAGUGGACGGCACCCGAGGCUCUCAAACACGGGAAGUUCUCCAGCAAGUCGGAUGUCUGGAGUUUCGGGGUGCUUCUGUGGGAGGUGUUCUCAUACGGCCGGGCUCCAUACCCCAAGAUGUCGCUGAAGGAGGUGUCCGAGGCCGUGGAGAAGGGGUACCGCAUGGAGCCCCCUGAGGGCUGCCCGGGCCCCAUCCAUGCCCUCAUGGGCAGCUGCUGGGAGGCUGAGCCUGCCCGCCGGCCGCCCUUCCGAAAACUGGCAGAGAAGCUGGCCCGGGAGCUGCGCAGCGCGGGGGGCCCAGCCCCGGUCGGGGGCCAGGACACGGACAGUUCCCCCUUGCCGCGCGGUCAGGAGCCCUGACCCUGCCCGGGGGCCGCAGGCCCCAGAGGAGAGAGCGGAGGGCGCGGGGCGGGUGCGGGGCGGGCGCGGGGCCAGGCCUCGGGAGGGUCAGGGCCAGGGAGCUGCCCAGUGGGGCUCCGGGCAGCCCGUGGGCACCCCACACCCAGGGAGGCCCGGGGCAGCGCCUCCAUAAAGACUGGUUCCCAGGA